AUGGCGGGCGGCGGCGCAAGGACGCAGAAGAACAAGGCACACAAGUCGCGCUUCGGCGCCAAGAGCCAACGCGCGUUGCACAAGGUCGCCAAGGCGUCAGACGGCGGAGCAGCAGGGGCAGCGCGCGGGGGCGCGAAGGGCAAGGGGAAGGGCCACGGCGCCGUCGCGAAGGCGGAGAGGCUCAACCGCAACAAGCUGCUGCGGGACAGCAAGCGAGCAAGUGUGCUGGCGGCCAAGCGGGCGCUCUCUGCUUCCUCCACGCCGCCCCGUCUCGUGCUUCUGAUUGGUUUAUCUCGCCAGGUGGACGUGGCUCACCUGGCAGAUACGUUCGUUGAGGCAUGCGCUGCCUCAGGUGCCUCUCAGUCUGCAGGCCCCCAAGCAGCAGCAGGGCAGGGAAUGGAAGUGGAAGGGGGCCAUGCGGAGGGCAAUGGGAGGGCGCAGGGAAUUGGGGGGGUGCGCCUGGUGGCUCUGCCCAAGCUCAGGGCGCGCUUUGCUGUCGUGCCGUGCCCUCCAGGGGAUCUGCUGCGAUGCCUCGAGCUCAUCAAGAUUGCAGACGUGGUAAUCUUCGCAUCUACAAUCGCCCCCAUCGACCCACCCCCCCCCUCCACACCAUCAGCCCACUCCACCUCCUCCCUCCACACCCACACCACCUCACACUCCCACACUCAUUCCCUGCGCACCACCACCACCAACAAAUCCUCCUCCUCAUCCCCCUCUGCUGCAUCCUACAUUGACGACUGGGGGCGCUCGGCCCUCUCUGUGGCCCGCGCGCAGGGCUUGCCUCUCCAGGUCGCUCUCGCCUCCAGCCUCUCCUCCCCUGCCUCCUCAUCUGUAUCUUCACUUUUUGGAGCUUCCAUGCUCCCGUUGAGCCAGCAGCAAGAGGGCCAGGGGGGACAGCAGAAGGCGGGAGGCGGGGAGGGGAAGCGGCACGGGGAGCAGAGGAAGGGCGCUCUGGCGGUGCUGGGAGGGGAGUUUCCCAAGGGCACGUGCCAUGUGUUUGCCGUCGACUCACUGGCUGAGAUGGCACCGGUGGUGCGACACAUAGCAGAGCACCGCCCCGUCACUCCUGGCUGGCGCACUCACCGCCCCUACCUCGUGGCACACAAUUUUGACUUCGACCCCGGCGCAGCCGACGCAGGCACGGCAGCAGCCACUAAGAGCGUGCCAUGUGGCACGUUGCGGGUGGUGGGCUACGUGCGCGGCCACGGGAUCAACGUGAAUCAGUUGGUGCACAUCACAGGAGUGGGAGACUUUCAGCUGGCCAAGUCCCCAAGUGCCCAAGUGCACAUCACAGGAGUAGGGCACUUUCAGCUGGCCCACCAAAUCGACCAGGUGCCCAAUGCCUGUGCUGCUGGCAAUCGCUCACAUUCCUCCUAUUCUCGCACCCAAUCAGCCCUCCCCCCCUCUCCUCUCCCUGCGCAGGUGCACAUCACAGGAGUGGGAGACUUUCAGCUCGCUCAAAUCGACCAAGUGCCCGAUCCUUGUGCUGCUGGCGAGCAUGGGCGAGCGGGGGGGAGGGGCGGUGGGAGCAAGGGGAAGGAGAAGAGGAAAGGGGGGAAGACGCAAGAGGGAAUGGAGGUAGAGGAGGGAGAGGAGGGAGAGGAGGGGGAGGAGGGGGAGGUGGAGGAAGAGGGGGAGGAGGAGGAGGGGGGAGUGAGGGUGCUGGCUCGGUCGAGUGCUGAGCUGAGGGAUCCCCUUGUGGUUCUCAACACACUUGACCCGCUGGCCGGCGAACAGACAUGGCCGACAGAGGAAGAAAUGGCAGCAGCAGAGGCGGAGGAGAGGAAGAGAGCGGAGAGCAAAGCCCUGGGCGGGGGAGGAGGGAAGGAGGGCAAGGGUGGGGCCAGGCGCAUUCGUGUGCCGAAAGGAACCUCCAGUUAUCAGGCGGCAUGGAUGCAAGGUGGUGACGAGGAGGAGAGCGAGGGGGAAGAGGAGAGCGAGGGGGAAGAGGAGGAUGGGGAGGAGGAAGGAGAGGAGGCGAUGGAGGAGGGAGAGGAGAGGGAUGGGGGGGAACAGGGUGGAGUCGAGGAGGAGGAGGGGUCUGGGAGUGAUUGGGAGGAGGUGGAUGAGGAUGAGGGUGUGGGAGGAGAACGGCUAGAGGGAGGCAGCUCCCACGAUGGGCUCAUGGUGUGUGUGUGCUGCUUCCAUGGUUCCAUGCCAUGUGUUGUGCCUCCCUACGGCUCCCUGCGUAGCACCUCCAUCCCUUCCCUUCCGCCUCUCAUCCACCUUUCACCCUCCACCUUUCGUCCACUUUCUCCUGUGUUUGUGGAGGAGGAUGAUGCAGAGGGGGAGGCAGAGAAGAGGGCGCGAGCACAGUGGGAGGAGAUGAAGCGACUGAGGACACAGCAGCAGGAGGACCAGGAGUUCCCUGACGAGGUGGACACGCCGGACGACAUCCCGGCGCGGCAGCGCUUUGCCAAGUACCGCGGGCUCAAGUCCUUCCGCUCCUCGCCGUGGGACCCAAAGGAGUCUCUCCCCCCCGAGUACGCGCGCAUUUUCUCCUUUGACAACUGGAAGAGGACGCAGAAGGCCGCGGAGGAGCGGGCGGCAGCAGUGGACCGGGGCGAGGUGCCUGGGUCAGUUGGGGCGGGGACGUUUGUCAAGUUGCACAUUAUGAACGUGCCAUGCUUCGAAGCAGAGCGUCUGCAGCACGAGACGGCCAAUCGUGGGCUGCCACUGGUCGUGACGGGGCUGCUGCAGCACGAGGUGCGCAUGACAGUGCUGCACUUCUCAGUCAAGAAGGCCGACUGCUUCGCCGCCCCCAUCAAGUCCAAGCAGCGCCUCCUCUUCCACUGCGGCUUCCGACGGUUUUACACUCGCCCCACCUUCUCAACGGACGACAUCAAUCUCGACAAGCACAAGUUCGAGCGCUUCCUGCACCCGGGAAGGUUCGCGGUAGCUUCCAUCUUCGCGCCCACGCUCUUCCCGCCGCUCCCUCUCCUCGUCUUCGCUGACCCGUCUGCGGCCAAUCAGCAUGCAGGAGACGGUGUGGGGGGAGGGAGUGUAGGAGGGAGUGUGGUGGGGGGGAGUGUGGUGGGGGAGGGGGAGGAGCUACAGCUGGCGGCAACGGGGGCUUUAAGAGGGCCGGACCCUGAUCGAAUCAUCCUGAAGAAGAUUGUGCUGUCGGGCUACCCCGUGUCAGUGAUGAAGCGCAAGGCAGUGGUGCGCUACAUGUUCCACCAGCCAGAGGAUGGCAGAUGGUUCCAGCCAGUGGAGCUCUUUACCAAGUACGGCCGGAGGGGCCGCAUUCGCGAGCCUGUGGGCACCAAAGGAGCAAUCAAGUGUGUGUUCGAUGGGGUGGUGCAGCAGCGCGAUGCCGUCUGCAUGGCCCUCUACAAGCGAGUCUACCCCAAGUUCCCCGUCCUGCCAGCCUCCCUUUGA
Closterium sp. Naga37s-1 is the source of this 3381-nucleotide messenger RNA. NCBI's taxonomy places the organism in Eukaryota, Viridiplantae, Streptophyta, Zygnematophyceae, Desmidiales, Closteriaceae. The record is from the annotation of a GenBank genome assembly.